Messenger RNA from Chroicocephalus ridibundus (black-headed gull), 3608 nucleotides. RefSeq names its product 5-hydroxytryptamine receptor 1D (gene HTR1D). Gene Ontology annotation, molecular function: dopamine neurotransmitter receptor activity, coupled via Gs; G protein-coupled serotonin receptor activity. The transcript has 6 exons. Gene Ontology annotation, cellular component: plasma membrane. NCBI's taxonomy places the organism in Eukaryota, Metazoa, Chordata, Aves, Charadriiformes, Laridae. Gene Ontology annotation, biological process: regulation of behavior; adenylate cyclase-activating adrenergic receptor signaling pathway; smooth muscle contraction. Bases 1783 to 2919 code for a protein of 378 amino acids. The record is from RefSeq and is a predicted model, not a curated record.
ACCGACUAAAAACAGUUAAAACCCGCUAACUGGAUCUCUCGGGAGAGCUGGAGCCAGCGCUCCGGCUUCUCCCGGCUCCGGACGCGGGAGGCGGGGAGCGCGCGGACACGGGUGUCCCCUGCGGCAAGGUCAAGCCCGGGAGCGGAGCGCUCAGCCCGCGGCUGCCCCCGGCCAUCGGUGGGGGCUCGGUGGCUUUUCGGGGCACCCUCCGCACCCCGCUGGGUGAUUUAUCUUCACGCCGCCUGGACCAGCGCCGCGCCCCGCGGCCCCGCCGCCCGCCACUGCCGUGUUCCAUGGGUAGGGGCGCGGAAGGGUGCGGACCCCGCCCGCUGCCGGGGCUCCCCUCGCCGCCCCGCUCCGGCCCGACGGGCAGAACCCGGGCCCGGCCCCCGGGCUGGGCGAGCCGCCGCCCCGCCGAGGAGCGGCCGGGCCCCGCGGCGGCGCGGCGGAGCGGAGCGGAGCGGGACGCGCGGCGGCGGCGCGGACGAGCCCAGCCGGGGCCGCCGGUAUUUAGGGCGGGCGCUGCCAGAGCCGGGCGAGAGCGGGACGGCGGGGACGGCGGGAUAUCAGGACAUGAUGACACAUCUCCUCACCCCCAUGGACUUUCCCAGGAGCCACUGAAUGUGUGGACACAGGAACUGACCAAAAGGUUCCUCCCUUGUGCAAACUUCAGCACUGUUGGAGGUGUAGAGACGAGGGGCAUGGUCAGCCCAGAUCGCAUCUAGGGUGGAGGAGAGAGGCGGUUGCAGAGGGCAGUUCUGUCCUCUGGUGGUCCUGCAGUUAGAAGGAAAAUAAUUUACCUUUAUUCAGGAUUUUUUCUUGACUAAAAGUGAUGGACAGCUGUUGGAAGCAGCAGGACUACUAAUGGAUUUGUUCACGCACAGAUUUUCACCAGCGUGGGAUGUGCGAUGAGCCCAACAUUCAGAUCCCCUUAGCAAGUCUAGUGUUCCUCUUUUGAGGGAGUCAUCACUCCACAAAUCAUUACAGUCAUUCGCCAUGUGCAUGAUAAGGAACAUCUCAGUACUUGGAACAUGCUGUGAGCUUCAGCACCAACGUAUUGAAUUCCGGUACCCAACACCUGAGUUCAGCAUUUGAAGACUGAAUGUUGAACAGAAAACCUGAAUGGUCUGGAGGAAUAAAUGAAAACGGACAUCUGCACUUUUUGAAAAGAGGUCUUGAUUUACAAAUCUGGCAGAAAUUAAGUUUACAGAAGGAAUCCAGGCAGUAUUGUUUUAUAUCUUGGGUACUGUCCUAACAAAGCGUCCCUUAUAAAUAUCAAAACCACGACAUUCAGCUGUUAGAGAGGAAGGGAAAAUACUCUUGAGGAUAGCUUUGUCCCAAGCCCAGGGGCAUCCAUUACAUGCCCAGAUGUUUCUUUUUCGGACUUUCACUCUUCAGUAUUGAUUUAUGCACUUCACAGAAGAUUUGUUCAGAAAGGAGGUGUGAAUAAAAGAUAAUAAAGAAUGAUUUAGUCAUCUGCAAGGCGAAAAUGAAACCCACCUAAAUUCCCAUCACAUAUAGUACCACUUGUAUUGUUAUACACCAGAAUUGUGUCUGGAUGAUUAUGUUAACAUUUUGCUGUAACAAUGAUGUCAUUGAUGUGAUGUGAUGGAAAAUCUAGCUUAGGAGCAUACUGUGUAAGCUGAAGUUUUCAACAAGCAAAUAUUUCUUCAGUGUUGGACUCUAGUAUGAAAAGUUCUAUUUCAGCAAAAAAGUAAGCGUCUUUCUUCAUCGUCCCAGAAAGAUUACACUGGAAAGUGAAAAGUGAAAUCAGAGCAGAGGAUGACUCAGUAUAACCAUUCAGCAGAGCUCUCUCUCCAGAGCCCAGCAAAUAAGUCAUUAAAUUUCACUGAAACACCGCUGGCUUUGGAUGAAAGGACCCUGUUAGGGAUGAAGAUUUCACUGUCGGUCCUUCUGUCUGUUAUAACUUUGGCAACGAUCCUUGCAAAUGUUUUUGUUGUUAUUACAAUUUUUCUGACCAGAAAGCUCCACACACCUGCAAAUUACCUCAUUGGCUCCUUGGCAGUGACUGAUCUUUUAGUGUCUGUCCUAGUAAUGCCCAUCAGUAUUGCUUACACUGUCACCCACACGUGGGCCUUCGGCCAAGUGUUGUGUGAUAUCUGGUUAUCAUCAGACAUCACGUGCUGCACAGCCUCCAUCCUACACCUCUGCGUUAUUGCACUGGACAGAUACUGGGCUAUCACAGAUGCUUUGGAAUAUGCCAAACGCCGGACCGCUGGCCGAGCAGCGCUCAUGAUUGCCGUGGUCUGGAUGAUAUCUAUUAGUAUUUCUGUGCCACCAUUUUUCUGGAGGCAAGUGAAAGCUCAUGAAGAAAUUGCAAAGUGUACUGUGAACACAGACCAAAUUUCCUACACAAUUUAUUCCACUUGUGGAGCUUUCUACAUCCCAACUGUGCUCCUCCUGAUCUUGUACGGUAGAAUUUAUGUAGCAGCUCGAUCCAGGAUUCUGAAGCCACCCUCAUUAUAUGGGAAACGCUUUACUACUGCACACCUGAUUACCGGCUCUGCUGGGUCUUCCCUCUGCUCCAUUAAUGCAAGCCUUCAUGAAGGGCAUUCCCAUUCAGGUGGAUCUCCAAUAUUUAUCAAUCAUGUUAAAAUAAAACUGGCAGAUAGUGUCCUAGAAAGGAAAAGAAUUUCUGCUGCAAGAGAAAGGAAAGCCACCAAAACUUUAGGCAUUAUUCUGGGAGCUUUCAUUUUCUGCUGGCUGCCUUUUUUUGUCAUGUCCCUUGUCCUGCCAAUCUGCCAAGAUGCUUGUUGGUUUCAUCCCAUCCUACUGGACUUUUUUACGUGGUUAGGUUACUUAAACUCAUUGAUCAAUCCAGUCAUUUAUACAGCUUUUAAUGAAGAAUUUAAGCAGGCUUUCCAAAAACUAAUACAUUUCAAAAAGCGUUCGUCUUGAUCCUCUCCUGUUGUGUUACCGACCCUUGUGCAAUCUGGCAGCCUACCUGGAAACUUUCUGUGCUUUUAUUCCUGAGGUACGGAGUAGUAAUUGCCAUCUCUGCUGCUACCCUGUGCUGUGCAUGUAACUGGGAACUUCUUGCCAAUUUGGUACUUUCUGUCUGGAAUUCUGUAUCCCAUAGCAGAACUUGUCUGUGGUCUCUGCAGUGAUCGUUUGUGUAUGUAAGACCAACACAUGAAGCAAGCUUUGUAACGAGUGGAGGAGCGUGAAGCAGAGAGCCGAGUUUGUACAAUGAGAUGACACGUUAUCCAAUUCUGCCAUGCCUUUGUAACCUGAUGGGAGGAAAAUGGGUGCAUAUUUGCAGGACAUCGGUAUUUCUGCUGUAUGUUAUUAACAAUUUAUGUAGGCUGAGAAAGUUUCUGGAGAACAGGAUCUGAUGUCUACAUUUUCUAUGGCACGUAUGUUAUCUAUUUGAAACUGAUAAACCCUGUAACUUUUUCAGAAGUUGUGUGACACAGCUUGACUAUAAGCAGCAGGGCAUAGAAGCCAUAGCAUGUAUGUAAGUUCUGUUCAUGAACGCUGCAUUUGAAGCUCUGCUUUUGGUGAACUGUAGAAAGAAGACAAUUUAUUUGAAACAAUUUUUACAUAUUUUAUCAUGAAUAGAAUAGCCAGUGCAGAAAUACUACAAA